AUGGCACGACAAAAGCACAACGAGGAUGACGACGAGGACAUGUAUACAUUUACAGAGGACUAUCGCUCUCAGCAGAAAGCCAAGUACAUGUCAGCAGGAAACAAUGUGCGCCUGGCUUCACACGACAAAACCAGAGUAGCUUAUUUUCAUGAUGAAGGCGUUGGAAACUACCAUUACGGUGAACGGCAUCCUAUGAAGCCGCAUCGCUUGACAUUGACCAACCACUUAGUAUUGAAAUACGGCAUGCACGACAAGAUGGAAAUAUUUCAGCCUAGAAGAGCUACAGACGAUGAAAUCCUCAACUUUCACUCCUCAGAUUACGUAGAUUUCCUGAAGCGAGUGACACCAGACAAUGCAGACAACUAUGAAAAGCUAUUUCAACGAUUCAACGUGGGUGAUGAUUGUCCCAUCUUUGACGGUAUAUACGAUUUCUGUCAACGCUAUGCAGGUGCAACUAUUGAAGCUUCACGCAAAUUGAUUGCAAACGGUGCCGACAUCUGCAUCAACUGGUCUGGCGGUCUUCAUCAUGCCAAGAAGAGCGAAGCAAGUGGGUUCUGUUAUGUGAAUGACAUUGUGCUGGGUACAUUGGAGCUGUUGAGAUAUUUCCCUCGCGUAUUAUACAUUGAUAUCGAUAUUCAUCAUGGCGAUGGUGUGCAGGAAGCAUUCUACUCAACAGACCGCGUAAUGACAGUAUCCUUUCACAAAUACAAUGGCGACUUUUUUCCUGGCACCGGCCACAUUGAUGAAAUUGGCUCCAAUUUGGGCAAAUACUAUUCACUGAACGUACCUCUGCGAGAUGGCAUUGAUGACGAAGCGUAUGUGUGGAUGUUCAAGGAAGUCAUUGAUGCAGUUAUUGGUCAUUUCAGACCUUCAGCUAUCGUAUUACAGUGUGGUGCAGAUUCCUUGGGAUGCGAUCGCUUGGGCUGCUUCAACCUGAGUAUCCGUGCUCAUGGCCAGUGUGUUCAGAUCGUUAAAGACUACAAGAUUCCGCUACUUGUAGUAGGAGGAGGUGGAUACACAGUUCGAAACGUGGCUCGAUGCUGGACAUAUGAGACAUCCGUAUUAACAAACACAACACUCAGCGAAGAUUUACCGCCCAACGAAUACAGAGAUUUCUUCAAACCUGACUACAAACUACAUCCUGAUCUCAAGGGCAGAGUAGAAAACCAAAACGAUAGAACUUAUCUACUCAAAGUGAGACAAAGAGUCAUGGAGCAAUUGAGAUAUUUAGAUUCGGCACCCAGUAUUCAGAUGCAAGAGAUACCACCCGACAUCCAAGGUUUCUUGGAUGGCGAACAUGAGCAACAAGAUGCUAUAAACGAUUCUGAACGGGGCAAAAAUAGACGGAAUCCAACUGGCGGAAGAGUCAUUCAUGAGGGUGAAUGGUAUGAAAAUGACAAGGAUAAUGAAGGUGAAUCUCAUGAUUCAUCAUGGAGCAGUUAG
Mucor velutinosus is the source of this 1443-nucleotide messenger RNA. RefSeq names its product Calcium-transporting ATPase. Gene Ontology annotation, molecular function: histone deacetylase activity. Gene Ontology annotation, cellular component: nucleus; Rpd3L-Expanded complex. The record is from RefSeq and is a predicted model, not a curated record. The transcript has 3 exons. The coding region runs from base 1 to 1443 and encodes 480 amino acids. NCBI's taxonomy places the organism in Eukaryota, Fungi, Mucoromycota, Mucoromycetes, Mucorales, Mucoraceae.